Molecule: messenger RNA, 859 nt
Organism: Dermacentor silvarum
Lineage: Eukaryota; Metazoa; Arthropoda; Arachnida; Ixodida; Ixodidae
Exons: 9
Coding region: 2-859 (285 amino acids)
Source: RefSeq, a predicted model, not a curated record
UAUGAGAAGGCGCAAGACAAGCUUAAUUCCCUCCAGUACUCAUCCGACACUAACAGUGAAAGAGAAUUGGGACGGGGCAAAAGGAAGCGGCAACGUGCGAUGCGUUUUCGAGAUGGCGAGGACAACAGCAGCACAGACUACGGUCACAGUGAUGAAUAUGUCCAACCAAGGGCACCGACACCACCUCAACCACUAUCCACAGGGAGGUAUGAGCCAACCUAAGCAGAGCCGUCUUACCAGCUUUCGGACUGUACAGAUAUCCGGGACUGUUCGUCUCUCACGGAGGCUUCACAACCAAGUUCACAGGCCGCUGCACUGUACAGACCAGCAUCUACGCCUUUCGAGAGAGGGCAGUAUAUCGAAGUACAAGUGCCUGAAUCAGCAUACAGGCCAGUAUCCACAUCUCUUGCUGAAGCUACAAGGUCACACACGAAUACGCAUGUGCUCGGUGCUUUGCACAGGUCGGAAGCUGCCAGCUCAUUCACAGAAUUGCAAACUCGUGGCUCAUCGAAUAUACCAGUAUCUGCAUCCCUUACUGGAGUUACAAGGCCACACACGGAACCACACGUACUUGAUGCUUUAUGCAGGCCUCCUCCGCCACAUGCUGAAGUUGCCAGCUUUACAGAGUUGCAACCUCUUGGUAUGUCAUGCAUGCAAUAUAAAUUUUUGCUGGUUUUGUUCACCGAAUCCAAUUUUUGCCUUUGGACAUUUAAUGCACUACAGUCAGGCAGAGCAUAACCUGUGGUGUCGUUUAUAUUCACAUUCAUCGUACAGGCCAGUAUCCACACGUGUGACUGGAACUACAAAGUUGCACGCAGACCCACAAGUGCUCGCGUCGGCCUACCGGGGCCAAACAUGA